AUGGCUGACGUCAAGAAGCUUUGCAUGGAAUCGCUGGGAACUGUUCCACUUGGCAGAGCGCCGGAACAGGUACAGAAUGGAAAGGACUUCUAUAAGUACCUCUUCACCAACCACCCGGAUCUACGCAAGUAUUUCAAGGGCGCCGAAAACUUCACCGCUGAUGACGUUCAAAAAAGCGACAGAUUCGAGAAACUCGGCACUGGUUUGCUUUUAUCGGUCCAUCUCCUUGCCAACACUUACGACAACGAGAUGGUAUUCCGCGCAUUCUGUCGUGAAACCAUCGACAGGCACGUUGGCCGAGACCUCGAUCCCGCUUUGUGGAAGGGUUUCUGGGGUAUUUAUAUGGCAUUCUUGGAGAGUCGUGGAACUGCUUUGACUGCCGAACAAAAAGCUGCAUGGGAAAAGCUGGGCACGAUGUUCAACGAAGAAUGCCAGCUUCAACUCGCCAAACACGGACUGCCUCAUUUGUAA
Molecule: messenger RNA, 471 nt
Organism: Ostertagia ostertagi
Lineage: Eukaryota; Metazoa; Nematoda; Chromadorea; Rhabditida; Trichostrongylidae
Source: the annotation of a GenBank genome assembly